This is a messenger RNA of Eruca vesicaria subsp. sativa (arugula), 1252 nucleotides long. The record is from the annotation of a GenBank genome assembly. NCBI's taxonomy places the organism in Eukaryota, Viridiplantae, Streptophyta, Magnoliopsida, Brassicales, Brassicaceae.
UCAACAUGGCAUCAGAACAACAAAUCUUCAAAGGAACACAAGAGGAGUCUUCAAAUCCUCCUUCUCUAUCUAUACAAGAGCUACAAAUCCUAACCGACAAUACCAUACCGAGCCACCAAGACGAGGCCAAGAUAGCGUUAACAGAGUUCGAGAACGUUCAGAAACGGUACAAAGACCUUAUGGCCACGUUGCCUCACGCGAAAGGCUGGUUUGAGAAGGCUCCGUUCAUCGGAUAUGGUGGUCACUGGAUCAUAGAGCCUCUCCUUGCAGGUUGCCUUCACGCGCAAGACUUCUUCCAAGCGAGGCCCGUUGACUUUUUCAUUUGUACCUACCCAAAGUCAGGUACCACUUGGCUCAAAGCCCUAGCUUUCUCUAUUGUUAACCGAUCUCGCUUCGACGAUGAUUCUUCUAACCCUCUCCUAAAACGUAACCCUCACGAGCUUGUUCCCUUCAUUGAGAUGGAGCUUGCUUUCUUUCCACAAGUUGAUGUUGUUAAAGACAAAGGGAACACUCUGUUUUCGACUCAUAUGCCUCACGGGUUACUACCCGAAUCGAUUUUAAAAUCGGGUUGCAAGAUGGUUUAUAUAUGGAGAGAUCCCAAGGACACUUUCAUCUCAAUGUGGACUUUCUUCCAAAAGCAAAAUUUUGGAAGUGGCACUCUCAAUAGUCUUGAGGAGUGUUUUGAUAUGUUCUGUCGUGGUUUCUCGGGGUACGGUCCUUAUCUAGAUCAUGUCAUGUCGUAUUGGAAUGCUUACAAAGAGAAUCCAAAUAAUAUUUUGUUCCUCAAGUACGAGACAAUGAGAAGUGAUCCUCUACCGUAUGUUAGAAGAUUGGCUGAGUUUAUGGGUUAUGGAUUUACACCUGAGGAAGAGGAGAAAGGGGUUGUUGAGAAAGUUGUGAAUCUUUGCAGCUUUGAGACGUUGAGGAAUCUUGAGGCAAACAAAGGAGAGACAUAUAGACAAGACAUUCCUGUUAGUGCUUAUCAGAACAGCGCCUAUUUCAGGAAGGGAAAGGUCGGAGACUGGCAGACCUAUCUGACUCCGGAGAUGGCAGCUCGGAUGGAUGGAUUGAUGGAAGAGAAAUUCAAGGGCACAGGUUUGCUUGAACACUGUAAAUGAUCACUUUGUAUUUGGGGGCAAUGACUGAUCCUUGCUACGUUUACUUACAGCACAAGUUUGCUUAUAAAAUGAAAUCAAGUUAUAUAUUGGAGGAAUAAAUGUUGUUUCUGUUUUCAUCCAAAUGUAUUACACAU